AUGGGUACAGCCUCCUCCCUGGUGAGCCCUGGGGAGGUGAUAGAGGAUGCGUACGGGGGUGAGGGUGGGGAGGCAUGUGAGAUACCGGUGGAGGUCAAACCUAAAGCCCGCCUCCUGCGGAGCUCCUUUCGCCGAGGGCCCAGGGUGAUUGGAGCCAGCUUCAAAUCCACGGGCUCUGUGGACCUGGAGUACACCGCCGAAUACGAGCGGCUCCGCAAGGAGUAUGAGAUCUUCCGGGUCAGCAAGAACAACGAGAUCACCUCCAUGCAGAAGAAGGAGGCCAAGCUGGACGAGGAGAACAAGAGGCUGAGAGCUGAGCUGCAGGUGAGAGCAGGGCCACUGUUUAAAAAGGGUUGACAUUUAGUACGAAAAAGUAUGAAAAUGUAUGCACUCUACUGUAAGUCGCUCUGGAUAAUACCGUCUGCUAAAUGACUAAAAUGUGAUGUAAAUGUACCCUCUGUCCAUAUAGCCUCAUCUUGUUCAUUCUGAUCUAAAAGGCACAACUGAUCCUAGAUCAGUCUCAGAUCCCCCUGUUCUGAGAUUCUUUGUGAAUACAGGCCCAGGACUUUUACAAUGAAUGGGGCCAGGCAGGUAGGCAAUAGCCUGUCUUUUGAUUUCCUAUGUCAAGAGUCUCAUAAUAGGAGUGCUGAUCUAGGAUCAGGUCUUCCUUGUCCAUGUAAUCUUAUUGUACUACUUGUCACUAACAGUGAUGAUCGUCAUGUUUCUUCCAGGCUCUGCAGAAGACCUACCAGAAGAUCCUGAGAGAGAAGGAGAGUGCCCUGGAGGCUAAGUACCAAGCCAUGGAGAGAGCCGCCACCUUUGAGCACGACAGGGACAAAGUCAAACGGCAGUUUAAGGUAUCCCCAAUAGCUAGCUGUUACUCCCAGGCAAACACACAAUAGAGCACAUAAUAGAGAGUAGGGUGUAACAAUACCCUAGUAUGAUGUUCCAUCUGGGAUUUGAACCGGCAACCUUCUGAUCUCAAGUCAGCUACUUAACCUACAGCUCAUCAUUAUGAAACCUUAACAUUCUCCUCUGUGGCCUGGCUAGUCUAGCAGUAAUGCCGCAGCCUCCAGCAUACAUGCCUACGGUGUCGGCAUAGAUUCAAAUCCGGCCUACUGCUCUUUGACUCAACCUCUCUCUAUCUUUCCCCGCUAUCAUGCUCUCUCUAUCUGUUCAAGAAAAUUGUUAAAUACCUUAAAAUAUAUAUUUAAAACAACUCAAAUAAUCUUCUCUAAAUGUCAGAUCUUCCGGGAGACCAAAGAGAAGGAGAUCCAGGAUCUGCUGCGAGCCAAGAGGGACUUGGAGGCCAAGCUACUGCAGUUGCAGGCUCAGGGCAUCAUGGUGUACGACCCAGAUGACUCGGAUGACGAUGACAACCACACCACCGUCACAGGUAAAGGACAAAACAGAUUGUGCUGUAGCUCAACUGGUAGAGCACGGCGCUUGUAACGCCAAGGUAGUGGGUUCGAUCCCCGGGACCACCCAUACACAAAAAAUGUAUGCACGCAUGACUGUAAGUCGCUUUGGAUAAAAGCGUCUGCUAAAUGGCAUAUUAUUAUUAUUAUUAUUAUUAUUAUAAACGGUUAAAAGCAGCGGGUGUGAUUUUUCCAUUUCCCGUCUAUUCUACAUGUUGAAUCACCACCGUUUGUCGCAGGUUGAUCUACUGAGCACAGCCGACGUUCGUUAUGGUGCAUCUUAUCUUUAGGCCACCCUCCAUCUCACACAUGCAGAGCCCCAUUGGAAUUAAUAUGGCAAUUCCAGCAUCCAGUAUUUCAAUGUAGUCAAAUGGGGAAACGAAUAGUGCAAUUCAAGUAUUUAAAAAAUCCAUAAUUUACCAUAAUUGCGAACAGUUUACUUAAAACUUGUCGAAGUGUCAACCAAGUAACGCUUCACAAUCAUCUCAAUUCCUCGGAUGUCAGUUACUCAAAAAGCUGACACAGUUGUCUGUAAUUUGCCUGUCUCAAGCUGCAGGGACUCCCUGUGAUUACUGGGGUGGUGGAGUGCUGGGCAGUGAGCCCUCUAUGGGCAGCAUGAUGCAACUGCAGCAGACCUUCAGAGGACCAGAGUUUGCCCACAGCUUGUGCGAUGUGGAGGGCCCGUUUGCCAAUGUCAGCAGAGGUAAGCAAGGGUUGGAUGUUUACACAUUUGUAUGUAUUUGAGCCUUGGCAUCUCAGUUGGUUAUAUACUGUAUGUGUUUUGUCUAUGGUUUGUAAAGUGGUUAUCCCACUGGCUAUAGGGUGAACGCACCAAUUUGUGAGUCGCUCUGGCUAAGAGCGUCUGCUAAAUGACGUUAAUGUGCCCUUGAGCAAGGCACUUAACCCUAAUUGCUCCUGUAAGUCGCUCUGGAUAAGAGCGUCUGCUAAAUGACUAAAAUGUAAAAAUGUAAAUGUCUAUAUAAACGUGUUCCUGAGAGGAUGAAAGCUAUUGUUUAGGCCACUCCACACACAACUGGUACAGAAUCUUAGUGACUAUGUGUUCAUGCACUUGAACACUAGGGCAGAGAGCGCUAACCCACCCAAUGGCCCUUGUGGGUUAAUUGCUGCAAACUUGUUGAAAAGUAAUUGGUAGAGGGUGUGUGUGCGUUCGUCCGUCUGUCUGUGUGCGAUUAUGUACAGUGGGGAAAAAAAGUAUUUAGUCAGCCACCAAUUGUGCAAGUUCUCCCACUUAAAAAGAUGAGAGAGGCCUGUAAUUUUCAUCAUAGGUACACGUCAACUAUGACAGACAAAUGGAUACUUUUUUUCUCCAGAAAAUCACAUUGUAGGAUUUUUAAUGAAUUUAUUUGCAAAUUAUGGUGGAAAAUAAGUAUUUGGUCACCUACAAACAAGCAAGAUUUCUGGCUCUCACAGACCUGUAACUUCUUCUUUAAGAGGCUCCUCUGUCCUCCACUCGUUACCUGUAUUAAUGGCACCUGUUUGAACUUGUUAUCAGUAUAAAUGACACCUGUCCACAACCUCAAACAGUCACACUCUAAACUCCACUAUGGCCAAGACCAAAGAGCUGUCAAAGGACACCAGAAACAAAAUUGUAGACCUUCACCUGGCUGGGAAGACUGAAUCUGCAAUAGGUAAGCAGCUUGGUUUGAAGAAAUCAACUGUGGGAGCAAUUAUUAGGAAAUGGAAGACAUACUGAUAAUCUCCCUCGAUCUGGGGCUCCACGCAAGAUCUCACCCCGUGGGGUCAAAAUGAUCACAAGAACGGUGAGCAAAAAUCCCAGAACCACACGGGGGGACCUAGUGAAUGACCUGCAGAGAGCUGGGAGCAAAGUAACAAAGCCUACCAUCAGUAACACACUACGCCGCCAGGGACUCAAAUCCUGCAGUGCCAGACAUGUCCCCCUGCUUAAGCCAGUACAUGUCCAGGCCCGUCUGGACGACGCUUGGCCAAUUGUGCGCCGCCCCAUGGGUCUCCCGAGUGGCGCAGUGGUCUAAGGCACUGCAUCGCAGUGCUAGCUGUGCCACUAGAGAUCCUGGUUCGAAUCCAGGCUCUGUCGUAGCCGGCCGCGACCGGGAGACCCAUGGGGCGGCGCACAAUUGGCCAAGCGUCGUCCAGGGUAGGGGAGGGAAUGGCCGGCAGGGGAUGUAGCUCAGUUGGUAGAGCAUGGCGUUUGCAACGCCAGGGUUGUGGGUUCGAUAAAAAUACAAUGUAUGCGCUAACUGUAAGUCGCUCUGGAUAAGAGCGUCUGCUAAAUGACGUAAAAUGUAAAUGUAAAAUGUAAGUUUGCUAGAGUGCAUUUGGAUGAUCCAGAAGAGGAUUGGGAGAAUGUCAUAUGGUCAGAUGAAACCAAAAUAUAACUUUUUGGUAAAAACUCAACUCGUCGGGUUUGGAGGACAAAGAUUGCUGAGUUGCAUCCAAAGAACACCAUACCUACUGUGAAGCAUGGGGGUGGAAACAUCAUGCUUUGGGGCUGUUUUUCUGCAAAGGGACCAGGACGACUGAUCCGUGUAAAGGAAAGAAUGAAUGGGGCCAUGUAUCGUGAGAUUUUGAGUGAAAACCUCCUUCCAUCAGCAAGGGCAUUGAAGAUGAAACGUGGCUGGGUCUUUCAGCAUGACAAUGAUCCCAAACACACCGCCCGGGCAACGAAGGAGUGGCUUCGUAAGAAGCAUUUCAAGGUCCUGGAGUGGCCUAGCCAGUCUCCAGAUCUCAACCCCAUAGAAAAUCUUUGGAGGGAGUUGAAAGUCCGUGUUGCCCAGCCACAGCCCCAAAACAGCACUGCUCUAGAGGAGAUCUGCAUGGAGGAAUGGGCCAAAAUACCAGCAACAGUGUUUGACCUGUGUCAUUGCCAACAAAGGGUAUAUAACAAAGUAUUGAGAAACUUUUGUUAUUGACCAAAUACUUAUUUUCCACCAUAAUGUGCAAAUAAAUUCAUUAAAAAUCCUACAAUGUGAUUUUCAGGUUUUUUUUCUUUUCAUUUUGUCUGUCAUAGUUGACGUGUACCUAUGAUGAAAAUUACAGGCCUCUCUCAUCUUUUUAAGUGGGAGAACUUGCACAAUUGGUGGCUGACUAAAUACUUUUUUUCCCCACUGUACGUCAUACUUAAGCAAUAACGUCCGACUCAACGUGGAGUACCUGGAUACAGCCCUUAGCCGUGGUAUAUUGGCCAUAUAUCACAAACCCCAAGUUGCCUUAUUGCUAUUAUAAACUGGUUACCAAUGUAAUUAGAGCAGUAAAAAUACAUGUUUUGUCAUACCCGUGGUAUACGGUCUGAUAUACCAUUGCUGUCAGCCAAUCAGCAUUCAGCGCUCAAACCACCCAGUUUAUAAUAUACAAUAAUGAUCACAUAGAACCACCGGAAAACACAUCCACAUACACACUGAUGGUGGUUGUGAGGAAGUUAAAUGUGCUGUAUCUCUCCUUGACUGUGGGAGUGGGUCCUCUAUCCCUUAUUUUUGUGGUGGUUGGGUUACCUUCACUUGGCAGAGGAUGGAUGCAAUCAUUUACAAAACCAGAAUUAGCCAUGGUCUUACCCCUAGAAAGUUGAACCAUUCGGCCACCACAGCACUAGGUUAAUAGUAUACAAGUAGUAUCAGACCAGCACCAGGCAGAAGAAUGUUCUCCACUUAACUGCCUGGUACUGUAGGUGUUUCUAAUAGACUAUCACCUCACAUAUGGUAGGUACAGUAUAGGUAGGCUCUAGCCCUCAGGGCCCUAAACCCAAUGGCCCUUGUGGGUUAAUUGCUGCAAACUUGUUGAAAAGUAAUUGGUAGAGGGUGUGUGUGUGUUCGUCCGUCUGUCUGUGUGCGAUUAUGUACAGUGGGGAAAAAAAGUAUUUAGUCAGCCACCAAUUGUGCAAGUUCUCCCACUUAAAAAGAUGAGAGAGGCCUGUAAUUUUCAUCAUAGGUACACGUCAACUAUGACAGACAAAUGGAUAUUUUUUUUUUGUGAAAACCUUGUGAAGACUUACAGAAAACGUUUGACCUGUGUCAUUGCCAACAAAGGGUAUAUAACAAAGUAUUGAGAAACUUUUGUUAUUGACCAAAUACUUAUUUUCCACCAUAAUUUGCAAAUAAAUUAAUUAAAAAUCCUACAAUGUGAUUUUCAGGUUUUUUUUCUUCUCAUUUUGUCUGUCAUAGUUGACGUGUACCUAUGAUGAAAAUUACAGGCCUCUCUCAUCUUUUUAAGUGGGAGAACUUGCACAAUUGGUGGCUGACUAAAUACUUUUGUAUGUGUGUCCGUCUGUGUGUGUUUGCGUGUGUUUGUGUGUAUAUAAACACGUGUAUAAUGUGUGUGUAUCUUUCAGAUGACUGGGACGCUGCUGUGGCCAGUCUGCUGCAGGUGUCUCCUCACGUGUCCCAGGCGUUAUGGAGCAACACGGUGCGCUGCUACCUGAUCUCUACCCAGGAGACACAGGCUGAGCUGGACAUCUUCACCCAGGUACUGGUACACCAGGGAUUGAAUUUAAAGGGAUAGUUCACUCAAAUGUAUUUAGGUGAACUAUCCCUUUAAGGAUUUUGGACACUGGCCAGCUGGACUAGUAGACCUGCUUGGAAUCCUACUAGCCAAGGGUCCAAAAUCUAUGUCAUCAUGGAAUAUCUGAAAAUACACAUUCUCACAUUUUCUACUAGCCCGGUUUGAUAAGUACUAGCGGCUACUGCGCUAGCUUAAUUUACUUCCCUACAAUGCAUUCACCCUGGAGUACUGUUCAUCUGGCUAUACAACGCAUCUCUCUUCACCUCUCUCUCUAUCUCUCUCUCUCUCUCUCUCUUCCUAUCUAAUUUCUGUCUCCUUCUUUCCUUCCCAGAGGUACUCUCCUAGGCUGCAGAGUCUGUGUGAGGGGCUGGGCCAUUUCUACCUGAACAUCUGUUUCCCUGAGGAGAGUGCAGCCUCCUAUGCACUGGAACGCAGACAGGAGAUGGAGAGGAGCUCUGUGUGUGUGCUCCUCCUUAAAUCCUCCAUCACUAGGUCAGUGUUUCCCCCCUCCCCCACUGUCUCUCACUCGCAUUCACCUUAAAUCAUGAACACAGACAGUGGAUGCAUCCCAAAUGGCACCUUAUUCCCUAUAUAGUGCACUACUGUUGACCAGAGCCCUAUAGACGGGUUAGUUGACAACGUCACGAAAACAAUGUGCACUCUUCAAUGGGGCAGAAGGCAGUGUGUUGUUGUGAUUCUGGUUGGCCAGAUAGCUAGCAACAAUGACAAGAAGCUGCCAUGGGGGGAAUCGAAGGUGGCUCGUUUCAGGUCAUUUUAUCUUGUUCUUGAUAACAUGUCUUGUUUUUAGUUGUUUUGACUGAUGCCACAUCUAUGCUAAUAUGGCUACAAUUCGCUAGCUAGCUAACCAACAACUGUAAUGAUGUAUUUGAGAGACAAGUGCUCAUUUAAAUAAAUAUUAGAGAAGAAAUAUAGUUUACAUGCUGUCGACAAUCUAAGCCAACCCUGUCUGUUUUGACCCAUAGUUGCGCACGUCGGUUUUGUUGCUAGUGAACUAUAUAGGGAAUAGGGUGCCAUUUGGGACGCAUCCAGAGCAACCUCUGAGUCUCUCUGUGGCUCCCUCUCCUCUGCACUACCAGAUUAAAAGGAAGUGAAAUGCUGCUGUUAUAGGUUAUAACAUGUUGUAAUAUGUUAUAACAGGUUACAGUGUGUUACUCAGUGUGCCUUUGUGUGUGUGUGUGUAGUUGUGUGUUGGAGGAUGCGGAGGAGGCCUUUGUGAAGAACCCAGACGGCCGUCCACUGGUACUCUACCUCAGGACUGUGGAGGCCCACCCUCUCAGCGGCCCCACCAGACAACUGCUGGAGAGGGUCAACGCUGCAGACAAGGCAGCCAAAGUCAAGGUAGCCAAUGGCAUACAGAUGUGGUCUGUGUGGUCCAGCGGUUCGUGCCGCAGACCCCGGCACAAAUGUAUACCAGAGUCGACAUGAGUUAGAAUCCAACCCAUUGCUCUUCUGACUUGCAAUUCCUCCUACCUUUACUCUCCUCUUCACUGGCCUAUGUCAAUAAUGAAAAAAAUCUAUCUUUGCAUUUCACAAACACAACAUUUACAUUUUAGUCAUUUAGCAGACGCUCUUAUCCAGAGCGACUUACAUGAGCAAUUAUGGUUGUGCCUUGCUCAAGGGGUCAUCGACAGAUUUUUCACCUAGUCAGCUCAGGGAUUCGAACCAGAGCCCUUUCCGUUACUGGCCAAACACUCUUAAACGCUAGGCUACUUGCCGCCCCAACACCUGAAAAUCCUGAGUUGAGUAUGCCAGUUCCAGAUAUUCAUAUGUUAUAUAUCAUAUGUUAAAUAUAUGAUAUUAAUUCCACUUAUGUAUACAGUACCAGUCAAAAGUUUGGACACACCUACUCAUUCAAGGGUUUUUCUUAAUUUUUUACUAUUUUCUACAUUGUAGAAUAAUACUGAAGACAUCAAAACUAUGAAAUAACACAUAUGGAAUCAUAUGUAUAUUUUAGAUUUUAGAUUCUUCAAAGUAGCGACCCUUUGCCUUGAUGACAGUUUUGCACACUCUUGGCAUUCUCUCAACCAGCUUCAUGAGGAAUGCGUUUCCAACAGUCUUGAAGGAGUUACCACAUACAGUGGGGGAAAAAAGUAUUUAGUCAGCCACCAAUUGUGCAGGUUCUCCCACUUAAAAAGAUGAGAGAGGCCUGUAAUUUUCAUCAUAGGUACACGUCAACUAUGACAGACAAAAUGAGAGAAAAAAAUCCAGAAAAUCACAUUGUAGGAUUUUUUAUGAAUUUAUUUGCAAAUUAUGGUGGAAAAUAAGUAUUUGGUCAAUAACAAAAGUUUCUCAAUACUUUGUUAUAUACCCUUUGUUGGCAAUGACACAGGUCAAACGUUUUCUGUACGUCUUCACAAGGUUUUCACACACUGUUGCUGGUAUUUUGGCCCAUUCCUCCAUGCAGAUCUCCUCUAGAGCAGUGCUGUUUUGGGGCUGUGGCUGGGCAACACGGACUUUCAACUCCCUCCAAAGAUGUUCUAUGGGGUUGAGAUCUGGAGACUGGCUAGGCCACUCCAGGACCACUGGCUAUUGGGUGAAUGCACCUAUUUGUAAGUCGCUCUGGAUAAGAGCGUCUGCUAAAUGACGUAAAUGUAAAUGUAAAUGAAAUGCUUCUUACGAAGCCACUCCUUCGUUGCCCGGGCGGUGUGUUUGGGAUCAUUGUCAUGCUGAAAGACCCAGCCACGUUUCAUCUUCAAUGCCCUUGCUGAUGGAAGGAGGUUUUCACUCAAAAUCUCACGAUACAUGGCCCCAUUCAUUCUUUCCUUUACACGGAUCAGUCGUCCUGGUCCCUUUGCAGAAAAACAGCCCCAAAGCAUGAUGUUUCCACCCCCAUGCUUCACAGUAGGUAUGGUGUUCUUUGGAUGCAACUCAGCAUUCUUUGUCCUCCAAACACGACGAGUUGAGUUUUUACCAAAAAGUUCUAUUUUGGUUUCAUCUGACCAUAUGACAUUCUCCCAAUCCUCUUCUGGAUCAUCCAAAUGCACUCUAGCAAACUUCAGACGGGCCUGGACAUGUACUGGCUUAAGCAGGGGGACACGUCUGGCACUGCAGGAUUUGAGUCCCUGGCGGCGUAGUGUGUUACUGAUGGUAGGCUUUGUUACUUUGCUCCCAGCUCUCUGCAGGUCAUUCACUAGGUCCCCCCGUGUGGUUCUGGGAUUUUUGCUCACCGUUCUUGUGAUCAUUUUGACCCCACGGGGUGAGAUCUUGCGUGGAGCCCCAGAUCGAGGGAGAUUAUCAGUGGUCUUGUAUGUCUUCCAUUUCCUAAUAAUUGCUCCCACAGUUGAUUUCUUCAAACCAAGCUGCUUACCUAUUGCAGAUUCAGUCUUCCCAGCCUGGUGCAGGUCUACAAUUUUGUUUCUGGUGUCCUUUGACAGCUCUUUGGUCUUGGCCAUAGUGGAGUUUGGAGUGUGACUGUUUGAGUUUGUGGACAGGUGUCUUUUAUACUGAUAACAAGUUCAAACAGGUGCCAUUAAUACAGGUAACGAGUGGAGGACAGAGGAGCCUCUUAAAGAAGAAGUUACAGGUCUGUGAGAGCCAGAAAUCUUGCUUGUUUGUAGGUGACCAAAUACUUAUUUUCCACCAUAAUUUGCAAAGAAAUUCAUAAAAAAUCCUACAAUGGGAUUUUCUGGGGGGAAAAAUCUCAAUUUGUCUGUCAUAGUUGACGUGUACCUAUGAUGAAAAUUACAGGCCUCUCAUCUUUUUAAGUGGGAGAACUUGCACAAUUGGUGGCUGACUAAAUACUUUUUUUCCCCCCUGUAUACUACGCACUUGUUGGCUGCUUUUCCUUCACUCAUCCCAAACCAUCUCAAUUGGGUUGAGGUCGGGUGAUUGUGGAGGCCAGGUCAUCUGAUGCAGCACUCCAUCACUCUCCUACACGUGAUCUCAAAUUUGGUCUCAUCAGACCAAAGGACAGAUUUCCACCAGUCUAAUGUCCAUUGCUCGUGUUUCUUGGCCCAAACAAGUCUCUUCUUCUUAUUGGUGUCCUUUAGUAGUGGUUUCUUUGCAGCAAUUCGACAAUGAAGGCCUGAUUCACGCAGUCUCCUCUGAACAGUUGAUGUUGAGAUGUGUCUGUUACUUGAACUCUAUGAAGCAUUUAUUUGGGCUGCAAUCUGAGGUGCAGUUAACUCUAAUGAACUUAUCCUCUGCAGCAGAGGUAACUCUGGGUCUUCCUUUCCUGUGGCGGUCCUCAUGAGAGCCAGUUUCAUCAUAGCACUUUAUGGUUUUUUCGACUGCACUUGAAGAAACUUUCAAAGUUCUUCAAAUUUUCUGGAUUGACUGACCUUCAUGUCUUAAAGUAAUGAUGGACUGUCAUUUCUCUUGCUUAUUUGAGCUGUUCUUGCCAUAAUAUGGAUUUGAUAUUUUAUCAAAUAGGGCUAUCUUCUGUAUACCACCCCUACCUUGUUACAAUACAACUGAUUGGCUCAAACGCAGUAAGAAGGAAAGGAAUUCCACAAAUUAAGGCACACCUGUUAAUUGAAAUACAUUCCAGGUGACUACCUCAUGAAGCUGGUUGAGAGAAUGCCAAUAGUGUGCAAAGCUGUCAUCAAGGCAAAGGGUGGGUAAUUUGAAGAAUCUCAAAUAUAAAAUAUAUUUUGAUUUGUUUUAACACUUUUUUGGUUACUACAUGAUUCCAUAUGUGUUAUUUCAUAGUUUUGAUGUCUUCACUAUUAUUCUACAAUGUAGAAAAUAGUUAAAAUAAAGAAAAACCCUUGAAUGAGUAGGUGUGUCCAAACUUUUGACUGGUUCUGUACAUACAUAUACAUAGGGGUAGAAUAAGGAACUGGCAUACUGGGUGUUGUGUUUGUGAUAUGCAAAUAUUGAUUUGUUCUAUUGUCGUAUUGUGUUUUAUGACAAUAUCAGAACUGAAGAUUCCAUGGUGAAUGAAUGUGCUAUAGCCUGGCUAUUAUACCACUGUGUCACUUCCAUAGGUAGUGGACCAUGGUGGCUCCCCAGAGGAAGGAGCGUCUAUGAUCUACACUCAACUGGAGAAAGUCAUCAAACAGGUAGGCCUACAGACCCUAUACGGCCUGGUCAAAAGUACUGCACUAUACUAGAUACACUCUUAGAAAACAAGAACCUGAAAGGAGAACCCUUUGAAGAACCCUUUUUGGUUCCAGGUAUAACCUUUUUGGUUCCACAGAGAGUUAUACAUGGAACCCAAAAGGGUUCUCCUAUGGGGACAGCAGAAGAACCCUUUUGAAACCCUUUUUUCUAAGAGUGUAGUAUACCUUUUAACUCUCACUAUACCUUCGACCCCUCCGUCCCUCUCUGUCAGGAACUGCUGGGUUUGGAGGGCAGCGACGUGGACAGUAAGGAUUCGGGGAUAGACGAGGGGCGCGAGGAGGAUUUGGGGGACGUGCUGUGGGACCUGCAUGAUGAGCAGGAGCAGAUCGAGGCCUAUCAGCAAGCCUGCAGCGCCGCAGCUCAACUGGGCUUCCAGAAGGUGGGGCUUUCGCGCUCUGUCUCUACCUCUCUCUCUAGCUCAGUAGGAAGGCAUUAUUUUAUUUAUAGGAUUUUGUGAUUAAAGGGUUAUUUUACUCAAAAACUUUGCAAAUCAUCGUCACAGUUUCUCGUCUGUACUGAACAUGCUCUAUUUUGGAAACUUUGGAUUGCAUUACCAGUGGACAAAUGAACAAAAUACUAAAAUAUACGUUUUUUAGUAAAAUAUCCCUUUAAGGUGAAAUAUUCCAAAUGAUGACUAGUAGUAAUAAAGUGUAAUAGACGAGUAAUAACUUUAGUAAUAACGGUUGCUUGUGUGGGUGAGAGGAGCUUGUGCAUGAUGUGUGAUGUCAUGCUCUGUCCUCAGUACAUAGAUCGUCUGAAUGACAUGGUGGCAGCCCCUCCUCCCACCCCUCCACUGCUGGUAUCAGGGGGACCCGGCUCCGGGAAGUCUCUCCUGCUGUCCAAAUGGUAAGAGCUCAGCCAUUAUCCAUUAAAACUAGAUUUUACAUUAUUUGACCUUAAGUGUUAAUAAUCAAUCAACUCAAUUCUUCCUCCAGGAUUGAGCUGCAGCAGAAGCACUCCCCCAACACGUUGUUCCUGUACCAUUUUGUGGGGCGGCCUCUUUCUACCAGCUCUGAGCCUGUACUCAUUAUUAAACGCCUCACUGUCAAGCUGCUGCAGCAUUUCUGGUCCAUCUCUGGGUUAUCCAUGGAUCCCUCCAAGAUCCUAGAGGAGUUCCCUCGCUGGCUAGAGAGACUGUCUGCCAGGCACCAAGGCAACAUCAUCAUCAUCAUCGACUCCAUUGACCAGAUACAGGUACUAGGCUACUGCCACAGUAAGACCUCAGAGACACGAACAUGUCGGGAAUGGAGGUCGUUCGGAACACUGAAAUGUCUGUAACUUUGAAAUUCACUUAAAAAACAUCUCAAACCUUUAGAGAAAAUAUUGAUCGCGUAUUUAUAUGGGUUUUCUAAUAAUUUUGAAUCAUUUACAUUUUAGUCAUUUAGCAGACGCUCUUAUCCAGAGCGACUUACAGGAGCAAUUAGGGUUAAGUGCCUUGCUCAAGGGCACAUCGACAGAUUUUUCACCUAGUCGGCUCGGGGAUUAGAACCAGCGACCUUUCGGUUACUGGCACAACGCUCUUAACCACUAAGCUACCUGCCACCCCAGAUAAUGUAAAUAUUGGAUGUGUUUUUAGCACAUGUAAGCAACAUUUACGGCACAGUUGUCCAUAUAGACUGUCCCCAGGUAGCCAGAUGUCCCUGUUUGAUAUUAUCGGUUAACAGGUCAGCUUGUUACUCUGAGGUUUGUAUCUUUGAGGUUCUACUGUAUUUUCCACCAGCACGCAGAGAGGCACAUGAAGUGGCUGAUCGACCCCCUGCCGGUCAACGUCAGAGUGGUGGUGUCUGUCAACGUGGAGACCUGUCCCCAGGCCUGGAGGUAGAGUACACAACUUGGCAGUUAGUCCAUACAAAAUGACUCCAGAUCAGUACUAUGUCAACAUAUGUAAUGCCUAUGCAUUGCUACUGUAGUGCCUAUGUAAUGCCUGGAGGUAGGGUACACCUAAGUAUUAUGUAAUAGAUAUGUAUUGUGUGGCCUAUAUAAGCCCAAUGCCUAUGUAGUGCCUAUGUAUUUUGGGCUAUGAUAUAUAGUGCCUAUGUAUUGUGGUCUAAUAGUGAUUGUGUGAUAUGACUGUUGUUCCCCAGACUGUGGCCCACCCUCCACCUGGACCCGCUGAAUCCCAGAGAGGUGAAGAGUGUCGUCAACACAGAGUGCCUGGCAGCCGAUGUUAAACUCACUAAAGACCAGGUGGGUGUCAAACUGAUAUUACAUUGUUAUUACAGGAAGUUCAGUGUAAAAAAAAAAAGAGGCUAAAUCACCUUUAAGUAACGUACAUCAAACCAAAUAAUUGAGUUGAUUUGACCAUUACAUUUUAAACAGGCACCGCAUGCCCCCAUCACUCCCAUAGAUUUUUAGCUAGCGGUGGUUAAAAUUAGCUGAAGUUUGUAGUGGCUGUUUCAAGAGAAUCAAACCAUGGAAUACAGUUUGUCCUGGUCCAUGGACUACUUUCCGGGUGAGGAACCAUCUAACAUCAAUUUGUCAAAUACUGAACUUCCCCAUGAAGAGAAGAUCUGUGUGUGUCAAACGGUGGCUGUGUGUCUGUGCGUUCAACAGGAUAAGAAACUGGAGAGACACUGUCGCUCUGCAUCCACAUGUAACGCCCUGUAUGUCACCCUGAUAGCCAAGAUGAUCACCAAGUGAGUAAACUGUGUGUGUGGGCAUGUCUCUCUGUGAGUGUGUGUGUGUGUGGUAUUGUCUAUAGAUGUGUUGCCUUGUGUCCCAGCUGUAGGUCUGCCUGGUCGUUGGAGAGGACUCUAGAGCAGUGUCUGCUGUGUCAGGACACCAUGUCUCUGUACAGCUUGGGCCUCAAGGUGGCGUUAGACACUCUCAGCACAGACAGGGAGAGACACGUCAUGAGAGAGGUAAGGGACCAUCACCAUCCUUCACCACUACAGAUGUAGGAUCUUAAUUUGCUAUAACAGGAAAAUAAUCCUGCAGCAACAGGAAAUGUGGAUUAUAAUCGAUGGACAGUUUGGUAAGGGUUGAUACCUUUUUCGUUAGGGCAAAUCAAGUCUGAAAUUUCUGUGGAAAUUACAAAUCUUAAAAGCCUUUUUAAAACUCAAAUACACUACAAGUUUGCGUUUCCUGCUGUGUAAUACAAUUCUUAGCAACAUUGUUGCAUCUCAAAUGGCACCCUAUUCCCUAGAUGCAUUACUUUUGGUCAAAAGUAGUGCACUAUAUAGGGAAUAGGGUGCCAUUUGGGAUGAAGACCACAGCCUAAAAUUUUAUGUUUGGUCCACCAACCACUGUGGCAGGUAGAUUUAAAAAAUCUACCAGCCACUCAGAUUUUUUACAUUUACAUUUUAGUCAUUUAGCAGACGCUCUUAUCCAGAGCGACUUACAGUUAGUGAAUACAUAUUUUUUUUAUACUGGCCCCCCGUGGGAAUCGAACCCAUAACCCUGGCGUUGCAAACGCCAUGCUCUAUCAACUGAGCUACAUCCCUGCCGGCCAUUCCCUCCCCUACCCUGGACGACGCUGGGCCAAUUGUGCGCCGCCCAUGAGUCUCCCGGUCGCGGCCGGCGGCGACAGAGCCUGGAUUCGAACCAGGAUCUCUAGUGGCACAGUUAGCACUGCGAUGCAGUGCCUUAGACCACUGCGCCACUCAGGAGUACAUUUUUACCAGCCAAAAUAUUUUUUUGUCAUAAUUACAUCAAAAAACACAAACGGAUGACCAUGCUUUGUAAUGUUUCUAAAACAAGAAAUGUAUUAGUAAGAAGUAAUGAGGUAUAAUGCUCAAUUUCAUUUCAUUUUUUGUGACCUGAGUCUUUUAAUUAUCAAAAUAUGAGAGACAAAAUGUUCAGCUGCCCCUUUAAGGAUGGGAGGUUACCAUGGUAACGGGGACACUCGAGUCCUGUCAGUGUGUCUGUGUGUGUGAGAUUUGGGAUCUGACUAGGACGUCACUUCGCUAUCAGUUGAAUCAGCAGACUCAAACUAACGUUGAAAAACAACUGAACUUGUGAACAAAACAAUAUAAAUAGCCAAGAAAAACCAAGGACAAAGUCUCACUUUGUAACUUAGACCAACUUUUAUACCUGUGCGCUGUGCCUCCAAAAGUUAAUCUAUCAGCACUUCACUCAUUGCGCAUAGCUCCCAUGCCAGGCAGUGUUUCUGUGCGAGGUGGUAUAUAGGAUUCGUAUUUCUUUGUGCAUUUAGCAGAUAUGAAACAAAAACAGCAGAAAUACUUUGAAAACAGCUACUGCAACAUUCUUCAAACCCUAACUCGCACAUCCUCAUACUUUACUUUUGACUCUUUUUAUUGGUGAAUGUAAUGCUCUCACUGUAGAGCCCUGUAAAUUGAUCACCCGCCAACGUGGCUGGUGAAAUAGACAUUCUUACCCGCCAAUACCUAAAGCUAACUGCAUUUGGUGGUGGUGGGUGUUCAUUUUAUGCCCUGAUGAAGACAAUGAGUGUGGACAUUAUGUUGUGCCACUAACCAUCGGAGUAGUUUCACAUGCCUUUUAUUUAGAAUGUGACGUCAAGGGUUUUCCCAAGAAUGUUGAAGCUGAUGAUCUGUUCUGCUUUCUCUCAUGCGUGUGUGUUUGUGUGUGUUGAUUCCCUCCCUCAGAUGUUGUGUCUGGUGUGUGCCAGUCAUAAUGGUGUGAGUGAGUCAGAGGUGCUGGCGGUGUUUCCAGACCUGGGCCUGCCUGUCCUCUCCUCCCUCCUCUACACCCUACAGAGACUCUGUAUUGUAGGCCUGGGAUGUGGACUCAUCAGGUUCCAACACCUACAGGUUAGCUUUCUGUCCCCCUACAGACACCGUAGGAUGAGAGCAGUGAAAUCUCCCUUUUUGUCCACUUUCGGCAGUUUUUGCGCAUGACGUGUUUAUGUCCUGUGUGUAUGAGUAAUAGUCUGAAACUCAAUGAUGUUAAAUGUAAGUGAGAGGCUUCACACUGGCUUUCUGUUAACACUAUCUCUGUGCUUUAGGCUGGGGAGGCUGUCCGGCUGGAGUUUAUGGAUGGAGGGACCUGCUCUCCUGCCUACAGAGAGAAUCUCAUCCACUACUUCAGCCAGCAACUCAGGUCUGGCCAACCACUAUUAUUAGCAAUAGUGACUAGACUUCAUCUUUGACGACACAAUAAGUGUUGGUGUGUAUUUAAAGUGUGUGUGUGUUCAGUCAGGACAGGGUGACGUGGCGGGUGGCAGACGAGCUGCCCUGGCUACUCCAGCAGCAGGAGGACAGGGCCAAGCUGCAGCUCAGCCUCCUUAACCUCUUUGUCUCCCAGAACCUCUACAAGAGGUCAGACUUCUAUAUAACAAUGAGACUGUUUGCCCUUCUACUGUUACUUUGUGUCUUUUGGUUUUGACUUUGUCUGUCUGAGUGGUAGUAUAUUCUCCUAUGUUUUUUGCAUUUGUAUCAGUGAUUGAUCUGUGCACAGAAUUCACAUUGAUUCAAAUGUGCAAUAAUGAGAUGAACAGGUACCAUAAACAUCAAUUAGAGUUCUGCAAUGUCUGUUGGUGUUCCUAGGGGCCAUUUCUCCGAGCUGCUGGCCUACUGGCAGUAUGUGGGCAAAGACAAGAGCUCCAUGGCCACUGAGUACUUUGACUCUCUGAAGCACUAUGAGAAGAGCUGUGAGAGUGAGGAUAGCAUGAUCAGGCUGGCCAACCUGUAUGAGACACUGGGCCGCUUCCUCAAAGACUUAGGCCUGCUCAGUCAGGUAUGUGCAUAGAAAGUGGGUAGUAAAAUGGUCGCCGGUCCACCCAGUACAGACCCAUUGAUUUGAAUGGGGAUUUCUGUUCUAGUCAUUCUAUUUCUAUGAGUACGUGACAGUACUACGGUCAUAUAGGAGAUUAGGAGCCAUUUUAUACUACUGAGUCAUACAGUGUAAUUCAUGUUUAUAUACAGUGCAUUCGUAAAGUAUUCAGACCCCUUGACUUUUUCCACAUUUUGUUACGUUACAGCCUUAUUCUAAAAUUGAUUAAAUUGUUUUUUUUCCUCAUCAAUCUACACACAAUACCCCAUAAUGACAUAGCAAAAACAGGUUUUUAGAAAUUUUUGAAAAUGUAUUAAAAAUACUAAACUUAAAUAUAAAAUGUACAUAAGUAUUCAGACCCUUUACUCAGUACUUUGUUGAAGUACCUUUGACAACGAUUACAGCCUCAAAUCUUCUUGGGUAUGACGCUACAAGCUUGGCACACUGGUAUUUGGGGAGUUUCUCCCAUUCUUCUCUGCAGAUCCUCUCAAUCUCUGUCAGGUUGGAGCGUCGCUGCACAGCUAUUUUCAGAUCUCUCCAGAGAUGUUCGAUCGGGUUCAAGUCCGGGCACUGGCUGGGCCACUCAAGGACAUUCAGAGACUUAUCCCGAAGCCACUCCUGCGUUGUGUUGGCUGUGUGCUUAGGGUCGUUGUCUUGUUGGAAGGUGAACUUUCGCCCCAGUCUGAGGUCCUGAGCGCUCUGGAGCAGGUUUUCAUCAAGGAUCUCUCUGUACUUUGCUCCGUUCAUCUUUCCCUCGAUCCUGACUAGUCUCCCAGUCCCUGCAGCUGAAAAACAUCCCCACAGCAUGAUGCUGCCACCACCAUGCUUCACCGUAGGGAUGGUGCCAGGUUUCCUCCAGACGUGACGCUUGGUAUUCAGGCCAAAGAGUUCAAUCUUGGUUUCAUCAGACCAGAGAAUCGUGUUUCUCAUGGUCUGAGUGUCCUUUGGGUGCCUUUUGGCAAACUCCAAGCGGGCUGUCAUGUGCCUUUUACUGAGGAGUGGCUUCCGUCUGGCCACUCUACCAUAAAGGCCUGAUUGGUGGUGCUUCAGAGAUGGUUGUCCUUCUGGAAGGUUCUCCCAUCUCCACAGAGGAACUCUGGAGCUCUGUCAGAGUGACCAUCAGGUUCUUGGUCACCUCCCUGACCAAGGCCCUUCUCCCCCGAUUUCUCAGUUUGGCUGGGCGACCAGCUCUAGGAAGGUCUUGAUGGUUCCAAACUUCUUCCAUUUAAGAAUGAUGGAGGCCACUGUGUUCUUGGGGACCUUCAAUGCUGUAGAAAUAUUUUGGUACCCUUCCCCAGAUCUGUGCCUAGACACAAUCCUGUCUCGGAGCUCUACGGACAAUUCCUUCGAUCUCAUGGCUUGGUUUUUGCUCUGACAUGCACUGUCAACUGUGGGACCUUAUACAGUGGGGGGAAAAAAGAUGAGAGAGGCCUGUAAUUUUCAUCAUAGGUACACGUCAACUAUGACAGACAAAAUGAGGAAAAAAAAUCCAGAAAAUCACAUUGUAGGAUUUUUAAUGAAUUUAUUUGCAAAUUAUGGUGGAAAAUAAGUAUUUGGUCAAUAACAAAAGUUUCUCAAUACUUUGUUAUAUACCCUUUGUUGGCAAUGACACAGGUCAAACGUUUUCUGUAAGUCUUCACAAGGUUUUCACACACUGUUGCUGGUAUUUUGGCCCAUUCCUCCAUGCAGAUCUCCUCUAGAGCAGUGAUGUUUUGGGGCUGUCGCUGGGCAACACGGACUUUCAACUCCCUCCAAAGAUUUUCUAUGGGGUUGAGAUCUGGAGACUGGCUAGGCCACUCCAGGACCUUGAAAUGCUUCUUAUGAAGCCACUCCUUCGUUGCCCGGGCGGUGUGUUUGGGAUCAUUGUCAUGCUGAAAGACCCAGCCACGUUUCAUCUUCAAUGCCCUUGCUGAUGGAAGGAGGUUUUCACUCAAAAUCUCACGAUACAUGGCCCCAUUCAUUCUUUCCUUUACACGGAUCAGUCGUCCUGGUCCCUUUGCAGAAAAACAGCCCCAAAGCAUGAUGUUUCCACCCCCAUGCUUCACAGUAGGUAUGGUGUUCUUUGGAUGCAACUCAGCAUUCUUUGUCCUCCAAACACGACGAGUUGAGUUUUUACCAAAAAGUUCUAUUUUGGUUUCAUCUGAACAUAUGACAUUCUCCCAAUCCUCUUCUGGAUCAUCCAAAUGCACUCUAGCAAACUUCAGACGGGCCUGGACAUGUACUGGCUUAAGCAGGGGGACACGUCUGGCACUGCAGGAUUUGAGUCCCUGGCGGCGUAGUGUGUUACUGAUGGUAGGCUUUGUUACUUUGGUCCCAGCUCUCUGCAGGUCAUUCACUAGGUCCCCCCGUGUGGUUCUGGGAUUUUUGCUCACCGUUCUUGUGAUCAUUUUGACCCGAAGGGGUGAGAUCUUGCGUGGAGCCCCAGAUCGAGGGAGAUUAUCAGUGGUCUUGUAUGUCUUCCAUUUCCUAAUAAUUGCUCCCACAGUUGAUUUCUUCAAACCAAGCUGCUUACCUAUUGCAGAUUCAGUCUUCCCAGCCUGGUGCAGGUCUACAAUUUUGUUUCUGGUGUCCUUUGACAGCUCUUUGGUCUUGGCCAUAGUGGAGUUUGGAGUGUGACUGUUUGAGGUUGUGGACAGGUGUCUUUUAUACUGAUAACAAGUUCAAACAGGUGCCAUUAAUACAGGUAACGAGUGGAGGACAGAGGAGCCUCUUAAAGAAGAAGUUACAGGUCUGUGAGAGCCAGAAAUCUUGCUUGUUUGUAGGUGACCAAAUACUUAUUUUCCACCAUAAUUAACAAAUAAAUUCAUUAAAAAUCCUACAAUGUGAUUUUCUGGAUUUUUUUCCCUCAAUUUGUCUGUCAUAGUUGACGUGUACCUAUGAUGAAAAUUACAGGCCUCUCUCGUCUUUUAAGUGGGAGAACUUGCACAAUUGGUGGCUGACUAAAUACUUUUUUCCCCCACUGUAUAGACAGGUGUGUGCCUUUCCAAAUCAUGUCCAAUCAAUUGAAUUUACCACAGGUGGACUCCAAUCAAGUUGUAGAAACAUCUCAAGGAUGAUCAAUGGAAACAGGAUGCACCUGAACUCAAUUUCGAGUCUCAUAGCAAAGGGUCAUGAAUACUUAUGUAAAUAAGGUAUUUCAUUUGUUUAUUUUUAAUUAAUUUGCAAAAAUGUCUAAAAACCUGUUUUCGCUUUGUCAUUAUGGGGUAUUGUGUGUAGAUUGAUGAUGGGAAAAAAUAUUUUAUACAUUUUAGAAUAAGGUUGUAACGUAACAAAAUGUGGAAAAAGGGAAUGGAUCUGAAUACUUUCCGAAUGCACUGUAUAUUGUCAUGCUGUCGACGAACUACAUGAUAAACGUGUCCGUCCGUCCAUCCAUCCAUCCAUAUUUCUCCAGGCGGUAGCCCCCUUACAGAGGUCUCUGGAGAUCCGGGAGACGGCCCUGGACCCGGACCACCCCAGUGUGGCCCUGUCCCUACACCAGCUGGCCGGGGUUUAUGUCCAAUGGAGGAAGUAUGGUAACGCAGAGCAGUUCUACAAGCAGGCCCUGGAGAUCAGUGAGAACGCCUUCGGAUCGGACCACGCCUGUGUCGCACGCGAACUGGACUCCCUGGCCAUGCUCUACCAGAAACAGAACAAGUGAGUGAGUGUGUGUGUGUGUGUGUGGCGGGUGGUGUGUGGGUGUGUUUCAAGUAAAGUUGCUUUGUGAUUGACGAGUCAUCUGUUUUCUAUUUGUAUUCAUGCAGUUAUAUACAAUUUCAAAUAUUACAUGACAUUAUAUUUCAUAACACUUUACCCAAUACAUUUAGUGUGUUCCCUCAGGCCACUACUCCACUAUCACAUAAUUACAAUACAACAUACAUGUGUAUGUGUGUGUAGAGUGAGUGUCUAAAGUCAUGGUCAAAUGUUUUGAGAAUGACACAAGUAUUGGUCUUCACAAAGUUUGCUGCUUCAGUGUUUUUAGAUAUUUUUGUCAGAUGUUACUAUGGUAUACUGAAGUAUAAUUACAAGCAUUCCAUAAGUGUCAAAGGCUUUUAUUGACAAUUACAUUAAGUUUAUGCAAAGAGUCAAUAUUUUCAGUGUUGACCCUUCUUUUUCAAGACCUCUGCAGUCCGCCCUGGCAUGCUGUCAAUUAACUUCUGGGCCACAUCCUGACUGAUGGCAGCCCAUUCCUGCAUAAUCAAUGCUUGGAGUUUGUCAGAAUUUGUGGGUUUUUGUUUGUCCACCCGCCUCUUGAGGAUUGACAACAAGUUCUCAAUGGGAUUAAGGUCUGGGGAGUUUCCUGGCCAUGGACCCAAAAUUUCGAUGUUUUGUUCCCCGAGCCACUUAGUUAUCGCUUUUGCCAUAUGGCAAGGGACUCCAUCAUGCUGGAAAAGGCAUUGUUCGUCACCAAACUGUUCUUGGAUGGUUGGGUGAAGUUGCUCUCGGAGGAUGUGUUGGUACCAUUCUUUAUUCAUGGCUUGUGAGUGAGCCCACUCCCUUGGCUGAGAAGCAACCCCACACAUGAAUGGUCUCAGGAUGCUUUACUGUUGGCAUGACACAGGACUGAUGGUAGCGCUCACCUUGUCUUCUCCGGACAAGGUGUUUUCUGGAUGCCCCAAACAAUCGGAAAGGGGAUUCAUCAGAGAAAAUGACUUUACCCCAGUCCUCAGCAGUCCAAUCCCUGUACCUUUUGCAGAAUAUCAGCCUGUCCCUGAUGUUUUUCCUGGAGAGAAGUGGCUUCCUCGCUGCCCAUCUUGACACCAGGCCAUCCUCCAAAAGUCUUCGCCUCACUGUGCGUGCAGAUGCACUCACACCUGCCUGCUGCCAUUCCUGAGCAAGCUCUGCACUGGUGGUGCCCCGAUCCCGCAGCUGAAUCAACUUUAGGAGAUGGUCCUAGCGCUUGCUGGACCUUCUUGGGCGCCCUGAAGCCUUCUUCACAACAUUUGAACCUCUCUCCUUGAAGUUCUUGAUGAUCCGAUAAAUGGUUGAUUUAGGUGCAAUCUUACUAGCAGCAAUAUCCUUGCCUGUGAAGCCCUUUUUGUGCAAAGCAAUGAUGACGGCACGUGUUUCCUUCUAGGUAACCAUGGUUAACAGAGGAAGAACAAUGAUUUCAAGCACCACCCUCCUUUUAAAGCUUCCAGUCUGUUAUUCUAACUCAAUCAGCAUGACAGAGUGAUCUCCAGCCUUGUCCUCGUCAAUACUCUCACCUGUGUUAACGAGAGAAUCACUGACAUGAUGUCAGCUGGUCCUUUUGUGGCAGGGCUGAAAUGCAGUGGAAAUGUUUUUGGGGGAUUAAGUUCAUUUUCAUGGCAAAGAGGGACUUUGCAAUUAAUUGCAAUUCAUCUGAUCAAUCUUCAUAACAUUCUGGAGUAUAUGCAAAUUGCCAUCAUAAAAACUGAGGCAGCAGACUUUGUGAAAAUUAAUAUUUGUGUCAUUCUCAAAACUUUUGACCACGACUGUAUAUGUAUGUGUGUAUGUACCUGUGUGUGUGUCUCUUCACAGUCCCUGCUGUCCCACAAGGUGUAUUUUUACCAGUUUUUUUCUAAUCUGAUUCUACUGCUUGCAUCAGUUACCUGAUGUGGAAUAGAGUUCCAUGUAGUCAUGGCUCUAUGUAGAACUGUGCGCCUCCCAUAGUCCGUUCUGGACUUGGGGACUGUGAAGAGACCUCUGGUGGCAUGUCUUGUGGGGUAUGCAUGGGUGUCCGAGCUGUGUGCCAGUAUUCCAUACAGACAGCUCUGUACAUUCAGGUCGUCGACACCUCUCACAAAAACAAGAAGUGAUGAAGUCAAUCUCUCUUCCACUCUGAGCCAGGAGAGACUGACAUGCAUGUCAUCAAUGUUAGCUCUCCGUGUACUUUUAAGGGCCAGCCGUGCUGCCCUGUUCUGAGCCAACUACAAUUUUCCCAAGUCCCUCUUUGUGGCACCUGACUACACUACUGAACAGUAGUCUAGGUGCGACAAAACUAGGGCCUGUAGGACCUUCCUUGUUGAUAGUGUUGUUAAGAAGGCAGAGAAACACUUAAUUAUGGACAUACUUCUCCCCAUCUUAGCUACUGCUGUAUCAAUAUGCUUUGACCAUGACAGUCUACAAUCCAGGGUUACUCCAAGCAGUUUAGUCACCUCAACUUGCUCAAUUUCCACAUUAUUCAUUACGAGAUGUGGUUGAGGUUUAGGGUUUAGUGAAUGAUUUGACCCAAAUACAAUGCUUUUAGUUUUGGAAAUAUUCAGGACUAACUUAUUCCUUGCCACCCAUUCCGAAACUAACUGCAACUCUUUGUUAAGUGUUGCAGUUAUUUCAGUUGCUGUAGUAGCUGAUGUGUAUAGUGUUGAGUUAACAGGUAUGAGCAAGCCGAAAAACUAAGGAAGAGGUCUGUGAGGAUUCGCCAAAAGACUGCCCGCCAGAAAGGCCAUAUGGUGAGGACACAUGAGAGCAUGGUUGGUUGUUCUUCCUGCUUUAUGGCUUUAGUGUGUGUGUGUGCUUUUGUGCGUAGGUGUGUGCGUAAUGUGUAUACAUUAAUAGUGAAUUGACUGUGUCACUAUCUCUGCAGUGUGAUUGUGUCUAAUGAGUAUGCAUUAAUAGUGAAGUCUCUGUCUGUGCAGUAUGGCUUCACUCUGCUACGUCGGCGGGCCAUCCAGUUAGAGGAGCUGACUCUGGGUAAAGACACAGCAGAUUGUGCCAAGACCUUCAACGAGCUGGGAGUCCUCUACUACCUCCAGAACAACUUGGAGUGAGUCAGUCCUUACACAUCUACACUUUGUGUAGCCGUUAGCGAUGAUGCUAAUGAUAACCUUCUUCUGGUAGAGAUGGAAAGACUUUCCCAAAAAACAUCUCAAUUAAAUGUUAACUACAAAGUAGUCUAUGCCUACCUGGCAGAGUGAUAUCAUGAUUAUUUGCAUCAAUCUAGUGGCCAUUUGUUUUGCAAACUUUGCAAUCACAUGAGCGAACCCCAAAAUCCUAAAUUCUUCUAUUUUUCCCAGUCCUCAAAAGGGGUCUCCUGAUGUGGUUUAAACAUUGUUGUGGACUUAAAACAUACAAUUUUGUUGUUUUCUGAAAAACAGAAACCAGGAAAAACAAAACGGAGAAAACGGAAUUUGGGGAAAAACUAUAUGGAAUCAGGCAAAAAAUAUAACAGGUUUUAUAGGAAGAAGUCUGUGAGGAUAUGGGACCCGUGAAAUUUGAUGCCUCUGCAUGGCAUUCAGCAUUAAAGAAAAACUCCACCCAAAGACUAUAUUUUGUCCAUUGUUGAUAUAGUCCCAAAAUACAGAAAUCUGCAAAAUUUGAAAUUGUGUUUUUUACAUUGGAUAAAAGUACAGACUCAGAGCUAGACAUUUACAUUUUAGCAGACGCUCUUAUCCAGAGCGACUUACAGGAGCAAUUAGGGUUAAGUGCCUUGCUUAAGGGCACAUCGACAGAUUUUUCACCUAGUCAGCUUGGGGAUUAGAACCAGCGACCUUUCGGUUACUGGCACAACGCUCUUACCCACUAAGCUACCUGCCGCCCCAGUUUUAGACAAUUGUAUAUCAUACACUGCAUUUGAGGAACAAUGGGAAAGUAAUUCUGCUUUGAAAGUUGAUAAACUUGUAACCCCACUUUUGAGAAAAUGGCCCUUGAAUGUUUUGGUACACCUACUGGAGAGCUCUUCUUUGUCUAAACCCAUUCAGCAUCGUUCCCACCCUCUUAAGCCUUAGCCCCACCCAUCUCUUUUAAGGAUUCACAUGUGAGACCAUGUGCUAAACAGAGUGAGUAAGAUAGUGUAGUAAACAACCAAAUAUUUCAAGACUAAAAGUGGUGAGAGUAGUAGCCUACAAUAAGGAAAAACUCCAGGUAAAAAUACACUUAAUCUAGUUCUUGGCCUAUAUCCUAAUCUGACUUUGGUGCAGGUCAUGUUGUUCUUCACAUUACCGUCUCUGGUAAACACACACUAUAUCAAAUCAAAGUUUAUAAUCUCACAUGCACAGGAUACAGAAGGUGUAAACGGUACAGUGAAAGGAUUGCUUGCAUAUUUGCAUAGUAGCAAUAUCAAAAAUAGUGUCCAGAUAAAAAUAUUUUAUAAAUAUUUUAUAAUUAUUAGAUGAUGCUUACCCAGACACUAGUGGUGUGCCGAGUAGUCAGACAAAAAAACUUUUGUAACUGAUACAUUUUCUGGAUACGAUUAUGAUCCAAGUAUUUUUUGUAAUUAUCUGUGAUCGGAAGAAGAAAAAAAUGUGGGUGCCAGCAAGCAUGUUUCUCAUGUGUCAGUCACAGAGUUUCUAAACCAUAUUGUACUGUCUUUGAGUCAGUCAUGUGCGUGGUCUAAAUAACUCAACUGGCUAGUUUGCCUGUCUGUAAAGAGAAAGGCGGGCAGUACGUUGAUCCUGCUGCUCUGAUAGGGUGAAGAUGUAUUUCUCCGUCCACUCGCUUCAUAAUUUCACUCGAUCACUUUUCCUUCCAUGUUUUCGGUCUGAUCAUUUAGAUUGCUGCUGCCUGCUACUAUGAUCAAUCAGAUGGCGAGGACGUUUGCUGUCAAGCUAUCAAUGUGCAUAAUAUCUAACAAGUGGGGCAAGGGUAGGGAAAAAGAUGAAACGCUAAUGUGCAUUCUGACUGAGUGACAGCAAACUUGGCUGCCCGCUGCAAAUUGAGGACACACAGACACACACACACCCCUCCACGCGCUGCUCCUAAUCUGCAGCUUUUUUGCAGUGAGAACGCACAGGGGGGUAUUUUGCCAUCUAUUUAUGCAUAUUACGAAUAUAAUCCGAUCCGAAUAUCAACUGUCAAUUUACGGAUACAAUUAUGAAUAUGAGUAUGUCAUGUCGGCACACCCCUACCAGACACGCUUGUCUAAAUUGAUGGGUCAUGUGAAAGAAAUGCUAUAACCACCUCCCAGCCACAUCUAGCUAAGUGGAUGGGUCACUAUUGUCUAGACAUUUACAAAUGUUCAUGAAAUACAAUAGAUGGUCGUAAUCACUCAGACACAGCUGGCUAACUUGAUGGGUCAUGGAAUCAUCUGGCGAAGUGGAAUCUUUUUUUUAGACAUGUAGCUAGCUGGCUAGCUAGCUAAACAAUACUACUAGCAGUACAAACUGAUUUUCAUAGCUAGCCACUGUGCAUGAAAUGCUGUAGUAUGAAUCUGCAGGUAGCUAAAGCUAACCAACUAGGUUAACUUGCAAUGAAAAUGACUUUCUGACAAAAUUAGAAACGUAUAAUAAUCUGAAAAUGUAGCUAGACUCUUACCCGUAUACAUGGAUGAACGCUUCACAGCAGACUAGAACCCCUUUAACUCUGUUUUGUUUGUACAGCUUGUUUGACCUGCGCUGUGUCAAGUCACUCCGGUUCACACUGACCGUGUGCAGAAAGUAGUCCAUUACAACUUGAAAUACAAUAGAUGGCCGUAAUCACCCCCAGACACACCUGGCUAACUAAAUUCAGGGCAGCAAUGUUGUUGAGAGCAGUAGCAAUACUUUUGCAGUUCUCCAUGCAAGUAUUAUCUACAUAUACUGAGCAGCUCAUGUUAUAGACAGAAGCAUGCUACUUGGCAGACCAAUCCAAACUCAUCUCUGGGCAUGUCCAGCCCAUCCAUUAUCUCAGCCAAUCAUGGCUAGCGGGAAGGUUCCUGUCUUUUUCCGUGGCUAAACCAACAAUUUUAUUUGUAUUUACAGAUGGCAUACAAGUUUGUUAUUAGGGCACAUGAAUGUCCCAGAAGGAAUUUCUGCAAAAUAAACACAUUUUGAGGUAGUGACGUGUGACAUACGCCAAGCUUCCUGAAACGGGUCACGUAUGAUAUACGGGCCAGAUUUCUUUAUUUUGAAAGUCACAUAUCUUGAAAACUUGAUUGCUGAUAUGCAACACAUUUUGGGACUUUAUCAACAAUGGACUAAUGAAACAAAUACCAAAAGAUAGUUUUUGGUGAAGUUGUCCUUUAAGGAGAUGGAUUGGGGGUAAGGCCCUGCGAUAGACUAGCGUCCUGUCAAGGGGGGUACAGGUACUUGCAGGUUUAUGCCCUAAUGGGUCGUUCUGGCUCACGCAAGGCUUACUUACUAAUUCACUUUUUCAAACCCUCCACUUUACAUCUGUUGUUAUAUUUGAUUGCCAAAUGAAAGAAGGUAAAGUGUAACCAAUGGUUUUCAAUGUGAUUCGUUUUUUAAUAUAUUUCACUAGCUAGCUACUCCAGGGACACUAGAAAAGCUUAAAGUAUUCGAAAGAUUUCAAAUAUUAUUUGAACCGAGGCGUCUCUCUAAUGUGUCCAGGGCAGCCAAAGUGUUUCUGACCCGUUCUCUGGAGAUGCGUCAGCGUGUGUUGGGGCCGGACCACCCUGACUGUGCCCAGUCCCUCAACAACUUGGCGGCCCUACACACUGAGAGGAGAGAGUAUGAGACCGCAGAGGACAUGUACGAGAGAGCCCUGGACAUCCGGAAGAGAGCCCUGUCCCCUGACCACCCCUCCCUGGCCUACACCCUGAAACACCUGGCCAUGCUCUACAAACGCAGGGUGAGUUUAGGAGAUGGGACGUGUCUAGCAAAGCCACCAUGGGGCUGUUGAACAGACCCUAUAAAGCGUAAAAACUAAGAGUAUACAUUAAAGCAGCGGUAUUCGAAGUUGGGGUUGCGACCCCUAGUGGGGGGUUGUGUCAUUAGAUUUGGGUUGGGGUUGUGAGAAAUUCUUGCCAAAUAAAUGGGUUCCCCAGACAUUCUGGUGGAAAAAAUUGUGUCCCCGCUGAAAAAGUUUGAAUACCACUGCAUUAAAGUAUACAUUCAAAUGCUUUUAGUCCACUCCAGAUGUAGGAUUAAUCUGAAUGCAACCGUCCCAUGUCUGGUAAAUUUAUGUGCAUUGCUGUUUGAAAGUUAGCCUAGAGAGCUCUAAUUCUUAUUCCUCACUCACUCACCUCAAAUUCUAUUAGCUUGUAGCUUGUGUGUAAUCCUGAUUUGUGAAGCUGACAGGGGAGAUGUUUGUGUUGUCCAGGGGAAGCUGGAGAAGGCUGUUCCUCUGUAUGAGCUGGCUCUGGACAUCAGGGAGAAGAGUUUUGGACCUAAACACCCCAGUGUGGCCACAGCAUUGGUCAACCUGGCUGUACUCUACUGCCACCUGGUGAGAGGACCAACACUUCAAACAGUUAACUGCAUACCAGACCUGGGUUCGAAUUGAAAAAUCCUUUCAAAUACUUUAAGCAUUUCCUUGAGUCUGCCUGGAGUGCCAGAAGGGUGGAGUUUGCAGUUUUGGAACUUUUCUAUUGGUUUAUUAAGCUAGGCAAGCUCAAACAGGCACAGAUAAAAACAUAUAUAUCUUUUUUUUUAUGUAUUUGAAACCCAGAUCUUUUGCAUACAAGAGAAAGAUGGGAACUGCUGGAAAGCAUUUAGCUGUAUAUGGUUUGAUUUCAAGACUGUCAAGACUUACUGUCUCUCCUUAGAGACUCUGUCUGGACAUUUGGUUAAGUACUUAUGUUAUAUCUGUGAUGUGUUAUUGUGUGUCUGGCAGAAGAAGCACAGUGAAGCGCUGCCCCUGUAUGAACAGGCUCUCAGAGUGUAUGAGGACAGUCUGGGACGCUCACACCCACGUGUCGGAGAGACGCUGAAGAACCUAGCUGUACUCAGGUGAGUGCACACACACACCCCACAAACAUAUACUGUACACACACACACACAUAUACACAUGGACCUGUCCCAGACACACAAACACCUUCUCUAUUCUUGUAUGUGCUCUGGAACGCACCCAGCAUCACACAAAUACACACACUCAAAAAAGACACAUCACAAUUUUAAAUCUUAUUUUUAUUGAUAUAAAAUAGACAGUAACAAAACUUACUAUACCUACCAAUCCUAUAUUUUCUAUUUGAUCUUAUCUCACUUCUACUUCUACAAAAUAGAUCAGUGAUUUACAGGAAGCCCAUCUCUACAGCCAACCCCAACACCCCCGGAAUGGCUCCCAGUUUCUCCAUCUCUUCAUCAGAAAAUACUUGUAAAACUCCAUUCUCGUAAAACUCCCUCCGCACUUUCCUGUAGAACUCCACCUUGCGCCUCAUCUCCAUGUCCUUGUGGAACAGACAGCGUUUCUCCUGCUCAGGCAGGUGUUGGUUGUGGUAGCAGAAGCUGGCAAUGUUUAGGGAGUGGGAUUUCCAGUACCACUCACAAUGCAAGAUCUCUGAGAAACUCGGGAUGACCUGACCUAAAGUCACAUACAAAACCAAUUAUAUAUGUACCUAAAUGUAUUUUAAACAUGAAAAAAUACAAAAUGUUUUGUAAUGAAACAAAUCCUGGUAAGAAUACAGUGUUAGAUUUUUACCAUUGAUGAUGGGAUUUGAAGGUCUUGCAGGAAGAUACUGAUGACCCUGUGCCAUCAAUGUUCGGGACUGGCUAUAUUGCUGGGUGUGGAAGCUCAUUUAAAAAAAUAUAUAAUAUUAGAUAGCAGAAGCAAGUCGCACAUCAAGUCUUGGGGUUGUCGCCACCAAAACUGAGUUCCAAAUCAACAUUGGUUCUUAUCAACCAAACAUUCUAACAUUUGAAAUUCUACUAAAGUUGCUCUUUUCAAUUGUGAUGUCAUGAUAUUUAAAUUAAAUUCUUAUGAAUAGAAUCACCAUGGCAAAGAAAUAGAUUGGGUUUCAAAUCAACACUGUUGCUCUCAACAACCAAACAUUCUAAAUUCAAACAUUCGACCAACUUUGCUUUGGUUGAUUUUGUAUUUUUAUAUGAUUUUAAAAUGGAAUUGUCAUGACAUUGAAAAAUAAUGAAACAUACACACACUCACCAUCUUAUUGUUAAUACUAGUACUAUAAGCUGAAGGACUAGUUUUAUUUUCAUUAGUAAUCUCUUUAUGAACCCUGUUACCUUUUCUCUCUCUUUUCUGUCCAUCAUCCUGUCUUCCCUCCUCUCUCGCUCCCAGCUAUGAGGAGGGGGACUUUGAGAAAGCAGCAGAGCUCUACAAGCGAGCCAUGGAGAUCAAGGAGGCGGAGCCGUCUCUGGUGUGUGGGAAGGCCCCGUCUCGGCACUCGUCCAGUGGGGACAUGUUUAGCCUACGAGGGCCAGCCCCUCUCCAACAUGCCCCCAGGUGAUCCCUCCCUCUACCACCUCACCCGUGGGGGACCUAGAACACUGGGGCUCUUUCCCAAUUUGUCUUCCCUCGAUUCCUCGUGUGACCUUUGCUCAUCUCCUUAUAGAAAUGCAUUAGUGGAGAAGGUCCAAGGGUAGGGAUCUUGGAUCUUCUCCUCCAACAAUAUUCUUUGAGAAGGAGAUGGUGAGAUAGGGUCCGGGGAAUCACGGAAAGAGAAUUGAAGUAGAGCCAGGGUCCACAAUCUGCAUUCCUGAGAAGAACGUCCAUCGAACUCUCAAUGGUUCUUUAUGCUGCUUUGAGAUGGAACGGUGUUGUAAUGUCGCCUGUCAAGUGUACUGUAGCUAACUGCCUUUAUGGAAAUAUGAAGUAUGCUUUAUUUAAUGUCUGUUAAAUGGCUUUAUUGUUAUGUUUAAAAAAUAUAUAUAUUAUUAAUGUAAUCAUGUAUUAUUAUUAUUAUUAUUAUUAUGAAAGAAUGUGAAAUGAUGUCAACACCGCCCUUGUCAGGGCCUGAAACUCAGGUUAAGAAGGUUUUUUAUUCCAUAUUCACAAACGUUUCCACAUUUCAAUGACUCUGUUAGUACCUAUGGAAGUGUGUAGCUGUUGAAAUUACAUUUGAAUUUGAUAAUGGUAAUUGGAUGAUUAAUCAAUAUCA
Molecule: messenger RNA, 30333 nt
Organism: Coregonus sp. 'balchen'
Lineage: Eukaryota; Metazoa; Chordata; Actinopteri; Salmoniformes; Salmonidae
Source: the annotation of a GenBank genome assembly